CAUCACUCUGAGCCGUCCUAUAAGAUCCAUGUUGGAUGAUACGCCAUUGCACCAUGCUGAAGACCUCUUAGUUAUAAUUUCUGUGGAGACGACACUUGUCUGCCUGAGGAUGAAAUCAAGAAGGAAUUGAUUAAUCACUUCAAUUCAUGUGGCGAAGUCUUAAGCGUUAUCGUUCCCAAAGACCCUGAUGAUAGCCCUAAUCUCCACAGACGUGCUGUUGUUAUUCUUCUCGGAGAUGGCGCAGAAGAGAAGGCCUUGCAACUUAAUGGAACUGACAUUGGAGGAUGGAAUGCUCUUGUUAAGGUUGAACCGGAACAAGAAGACGAGGAGUCAUCACGCUAUAGAUCCUCUUUGAUUGACGAACUAAUGAAUGACCCAAAAUUUUGGUAUGGCGUUUCGGUUAGGGGAUAUGACACUUCCCUUCCUGUAGACCAAGUCGAGAGCGCUUUGAAAAAACAUUUCUCUUACUGUGGAGAGAUAACUCAUGGUUUUGUCAAUACUCUCGACAAGCAGACUAAUAUCUAUUUUUCCCUACAAGAAGAAGAAGCUAGGGCUCUGGAUCUUCAUGGAACUAAAGUGGGAGGAUUCAAAUUAGAUAUUUCUCGCGUACCUUCAGUCCUAAGUAACCGUCCCCUUGGCAACGGUCAAAUUGGUUUGGGCUAUACUGUCCCAGCUCAUAUGAUUGAGUUUGCCGGCAAGACCGACGACGAUACCGACGACGAGAUCGAGGACAAGGUCAUUGCUUUCAAGAAGCAGAGGAGAUUUAUCUAG
Messenger RNA from Brassica oleracea var. oleracea, 771 nucleotides. Its product is annotated as nucleolin 1-like. Gene Ontology annotation, molecular function: nucleic acid binding. NCBI's taxonomy places the organism in Eukaryota, Viridiplantae, Streptophyta, Magnoliopsida, Brassicales, Brassicaceae. The transcript is spliced from 4 exons. The record is from RefSeq and is a predicted model, not a curated record. Bases 367 to 771 code for a protein of 134 amino acids.